Molecule: messenger RNA, 1100 nt
Organism: Brassica rapa (field mustard)
Lineage: Eukaryota; Viridiplantae; Streptophyta; Magnoliopsida; Brassicales; Brassicaceae
Product: transcription repressor MYB5
Source: RefSeq, a predicted model, not a curated record
AGAAAUUGAAGAGCGAUCACCAAACCCUAGAGAGAACUCUGUUGAAGACGGCGAACAUGACGUCAUCUGGAGGAAAGAAGCAGGUCGUGAAGAAGAUGAUCCCGUGCUGCAUGAAGAUGGGGAUGAAGAGAGGACCAUGGACGGCGGAGGAGGAUGAGAUUCUUGUGAGCUUCAUCAAGAAAGAAGGCGAAGGAAGGUGGAGAUCGCUUCCCAAAAGAGCUGGUUUACUCCGAUGUGGUAAAAGCUGCCGUCUACGGUGGAUGAACUAUCUACGGUCGUCUGUAAAACGCGGCGGUAUCACUCCCGACGAGGAAGAUCUCAUCAUCCGCCUUCAUCGCCUCCUUGGCAACCGGUGGUCACUGAUCGCGGGAAGGAUACCGGGAAGGACUGAUAAUGAGAUUAAGAACUAUUGGAACACUCAUCUUCGUAAGAAACUCUUAAGUGAAGGCAUUGAUCCUCAAACCCACAAGCCUCUUGAUGCAAACAAUGCUCAUCAUAAACCCGGAGAAGAAGUUUCCGGUGGACAGAAUCUUCUAGAGCCUAAUUCUAGUUCUCACACUGAUGACACCACCGUUAAUAGCGGAAAUGAAGCUACCAAGAUCACUUUCAGUGUCUUCGGUGGUGAAGACAACGAAGACUUUGGUUUCUGUUACGAUGAUAAGUUUUCUUCGUUUCUAAACGCGCUUAUUAAUGAUGAUCCUUUUGAUAGUAAUAUUCCAUUGUCCCAGCCGUUUCGGACGCAAGAUUGUACUGGUGAGAUUGUUGGAACGUCGUCUAGCUUAGAACAUGGCCAGAGAAUAGAAGAUAUAUGAUUUGAUCGAUCGUGAUGCCUUCUAUAUCUACCAUGCCUCAAGAAGUGUGUACUCAUGUGAUUUCAAAGGUCGGUAUAUAUAUGUGUGCUAAGUUGUUUUGUGGCGAUCUGUGUGAUUACAAAAUAAAUAUAUACCUCAUAUAUGUAAACAUACUCAUAUAAGUCGGUAUAUAUAUAUGUGUGGUAAGUUGUUUUGUGGCAAGGUUUGAGUUCUGAUUCUUGUUUAGUAUUUAAUCAAGUGCAAUGUGAAAACAAAAUUACGAUAUUAUUUGUUUAAUCUCCAUAAUAA